Drechmeria coniospora is the source of this 1776-nucleotide messenger RNA. RefSeq lists its product as uncharacterized. Gene Ontology annotation, cellular component: spliceosomal complex. Lineage: Eukaryota; Fungi; Ascomycota; Sordariomycetes; Hypocreales; Ophiocordycipitaceae. The record is from RefSeq and is a predicted model, not a curated record. The transcript has 2 exons. Gene Ontology annotation, biological process: mRNA splicing, via spliceosome. Bases 1 to 1776 code for a protein of 591 amino acids.
AUGGCCUCGAUGGCGGCGUCCCUGCAGGCCUCGCUCCCCAAACCGAAAUACACGGGCGAAGGCGAGGAGGACUCCUCACGGUCGCUGCUGCGCGGUCCCCGCGUCGUCGGCCCCGGACAGGUGGACGAAACGCAGGUGGUGCUGAAGCGAAGCGGCCCUCCGGCCUACGGUCAGCGAUCCGGUUGGCGGCCGCGGUCGCAGGAAGACUUUGGCGAUGGAGGUGCCUUUCCAGAAAUCCCCGUGGCCCAGUACCCGCUCGACAUGGGCCGGAAGGGUUCGUCGACGAGCAACGCGUUGGCGAUCCAGGUGGACGCGCAGGGCAAGGUCAAGUACGAUGCCAUCGCCCGACAAGGUCACGGCGGCGGUCGAAUCGUGCACACUUCAUUCAAAGAUCUCAUCCCGCUGAGGCAACGGGCCGACGCGGGCGAGAUCGACCUCUCGCGUCCGGACAAGGAAACGGUGGCAGCGACGGCGGAAAAGACGAAGAACGCUCUGGCGGCGCUCAUCAGCGGCGCCGUGGCGGCACAGAAGCCGAAAAACGUCAACGUCGGAAACCGAAAAGAAGCCACAUUCGUCCGUUACACGCCGGCGAGCCAGAUGGGCGACAACUCGAAGAAGCAGGACCGUAUCAUGAAGAUUGUGGAACGGCAGCGCGACCCGAUGGAGCCCCCCAAGUUCAAGCACAAGAAGAUUCCUCGCGGUCCUCCGUCGCCGCCGCCGCCGGUGAUGCACUCGCCGCCGAGGAAACUGACGGCGGAAGACCAAGAGAUGUGGAAGAUCCCGCCGCCCGUGUCGAACUGGAAGAACCCAAAGGGCUUCACGGUCCCGCUCGACAAGCGACUCGCCGCCGACGGUCGGGGUCUGCAAGACAUCGCCAUCAACGACAAGCACGCACAGUUUGCGGAAGCCGUCAAGAUGGCAGAGCGCCACGCUCGCGAGGAAGUGCAGCAGCGGGCCAUGAUGCAGCAGCGACUGGCGGAGAAGGAAAAGGCGCAGAAGGAAGACAACCUACGAGCGCUCGCGCAGAAGGCUCGGGCGGAGAGGAAGGCGGCGGCCGGCGGUCGCAGGGACUCGAGAGCGUCGCGGGACUCGCGGGACUCUCGAUCUCGAUCGCGGUCACGAAGCUACAGCGACUCCUCGUCGGGAUCCGACAGCGAGGAUGCCGAGAUUCGGGAGCGGGAACAAGCUAGACGGGACCGGCGGAAGGAGGAGGAAAGGAAGCUUCGGCAGACGCGCAUGGGCACGGAGCGACGGAUCCAGGUCAUGGCGCGCGAACAGAACCGCGACAUCUCCGAAAAGGUGGCGCUCGGGCUGGCGAAGCCGACGCAGUCGAAGGAGACCAUGUACGACUCGCGCCUCUUCAACCAGACGAGCGGCUUCGACAGCGGCUUCAACGAGGACAACCACUACGACAAGCCGCUGUUUGCGGCCCAGGACGCCAUCAGCAGCAUCUACCGGCCGCGGGCGAACAUGGAGGACGACGAGGGCGAAGGGGGAGAGGAGGAGAUGGCCAAGAUCCAAAAGGCGAGCCGGUUUGGCGAGGCGCUAGGAAAGGGCAAAUUCAAAGGCGCGGCCGAGGUGGAGGCGCGCGAAGGACCGGUGCAGUUUGAGAAGGAGACGGCGGACCCGUUCAACGUGGACAAGUUCCUGUCCGAGGUGGACGAGACGUCGUCGUCGUCGAAGCGCGGAUACGGCCUGCAGGACGAAGGGAGGCAGCCGAAGCGACCUCGGGUGGAUGGCGACGACGACGACGACGACGACGACGACGACAAAUGA